Molecule: messenger RNA, 1701 nt
Organism: Eruca vesicaria subsp. sativa (arugula)
Lineage: Eukaryota; Viridiplantae; Streptophyta; Magnoliopsida; Brassicales; Brassicaceae
Source: the annotation of a GenBank genome assembly
AUGUUUGAGGAAAACUUUAUGGGUUUUGAUGGAAAUUUUAACAAUGGGCGAGCUUCGGAUCGUCGUCGUCGUGACUUUGGUUCUUCCGGUGGGUUUCAGGAGAGUCUCGACACAAACCCAUUCCUGCAGAAGAAUCAGUGUUACGACAACAUGGAUACGAAGACGGAUGUGGUGGGUUUGUGUAAAAAGCUUAACCAAAUGGGCAUCUCUUGCGACAUGAGUAUUUGGAGCAGACCCGGACCCAUGCGAGUCGACCGGGAUGAUUUUGUGCCUCGAAGAACUCUCCAUGAGUUUCCGGAUGGGUUUCGUAACCAUCACUCUGCUCGCCAAGCUUUUCCCUCUCAUGGAGUUUCUCCGGGUUUCCUUGGCGUUCAAGACUCCGUUAACCCUAACGGACUUAGAGAGAUGAUGGCUCUUAAGAACCACAGAGAUGUUCUUUUGGACCAUAUGAACCGACCCACCAAGCGUUCAUCUCCUUGUCUCAAAAGUCUCUCUCUUGGGAACGAUGCGUUUCAGAGAAACAGGGUUUCUCGCGCCAUCGAUGAUGCGGGAGAGCUUCGAGCUUACUAUCCACAUGAUAGUCUUAGAGAUUUCUCUCUUGGGAAGGACCAGUUGAUGUGUGGAGGAAGAAACAUGGCUUCUCGAGCUCUAGCCGCCAUGGAAGGUUCUGGAGCUUCUCUGAUUCGCCAAGGCGCAUAUGGGAUGAUGAGUCCAAAAACCACUACUGAUUUGCCUCUGGAUCUUGCCUCCAUGGUUAACAUCUACGGAUCUGUUGACCUAAUGGGUAAAGAUCAGAUUGGUUGUCGGUUUUUGCAGAAGCUGGUCGAUGAAGGAUUGUUUCUUCACUCUCUAUUCCUUGAAGUCAUCAACAAUGUGGUUGAGCUUUCCAUGGAUCCCUUUGGGAACUACUUGGUUCAGAAGCUCUUAGAUGCGUGUGACGAGGAACAGAGAACGAUGAUGGUCAGUUUUUUGACCUCAAGACCAACGGAGCUUCUCAAAAUCUGUCUCAACAAUUAUGGGACACGGGUUGUUCAGAAGAUGAUCGAAACGGUGAAAACAAAACAGCAGAUUGGGAUGGUGAAGUCAGGUCUCAAACCGGGCUUUCUUUCACUUGUUAAAGAUUUGAAUGGGAAUCAUGUGAUCCAGACUUGCUUGACUACUCUCAGUCCUAACGACACCAAGUUUGUGUUGGAAGCUGCUACGAAGUACUGUGCUGAGAUAGCAACUCAUCGCCACGGAUGCUGUGUGCUUCAGUGCUGCGUCUCAAACUCUGUUGGAGAGCAACGUGAGAGACUCGUCAAUGAGAUAUCCAGAAACUCACUUCACCUUUCUCAGGAUCCUUUCGGGAACUAUGUAGUGCAGUAUCUAAUAGAGCAAAAAGUAUCUGCAGCGAAGUUACUGAUGCAGUUUAGAAUGCAUUACGCGGAGCUAGCCACUCAGAAAUUCAGUAGCCACGUGAUGGAGAAAUGCCUCAGGAUAUAUCCAGAGAGUCGAGCUGAGAUUGUCCGUGAGCUUCUCUCUGUUCCAAACUUUGAGCAUCUCUUGCAUGAUCCUUUUGGAAACUACGUUAUCCAAACUGCUCUCUCAGUUACCAAGGGUCCUGUUCGUGCGAACUUGGUGGAGAAAGUGCAUAGGUAUGGGAAACUGAAGUUUAGUCCUUAUUGCAAGAAGAUAUUCUCCAAGACCAUCUUGAAGAGUUGA